Messenger RNA from Trichoderma citrinoviride, 2130 nucleotides. RefSeq lists its product as hypothetical. The transcript is spliced from 6 exons. NCBI's taxonomy places the organism in Eukaryota, Fungi, Ascomycota, Sordariomycetes, Hypocreales, Hypocreaceae. The annotation marks the transcript as partial. The record is from RefSeq and is a predicted model, not a curated record. Gene Ontology annotation, molecular function: ATP binding; ATP hydrolysis activity.
GAAACGAUAUCUAAGGGACCUUCAAAAGGUUUCGCCGAUAUUGUUGAAUACAUCACUGAGGGUCCUGGAGGACGAGAAGUCGAAUACAUUCCAUUCAAGAAGUUCCAUCCUAGAAGUAGGACAAUCAACGCAAAAAAAGCCCCCACAUACAAUGAGUAUACAAUUGUCCUUCGUCGUGUUUGGGUACAGCAGAAGCACGGAUCGUUUCCGAUCCGACAUGAACUGGAGAUCCAGUCCGAGACUCUCUGCGCGGCACUGCGCAAGAUGAUUGUGAACUGUUACCAGAACAUUGACCUUCAAUCGUUCCCAAUGAAGAUAAUGAGCCCUUUCUGCGAGCUCUUCUUCUACAGACACGAAAUUGAAGCCCUAGCGAAUGACAAAACACAGACCGAAGAUCUACGCCGUGAGAUGAAGCUGCUGCACGAUUUCAUUCGGGAUAAUGGCCAUCUCUCCAGCAUAGUGAAAGACUAUGAGAAAAACAUCAAAGAGGGUCGAGUCAUGGGCGACAUUCUUUGGACGAUCUACCCUCCCAACAGCUUAGUUGUCCUCAAACAAGGAGCGAUUGAAGAGUGUUGGAUCUGUCGCAAUGUUUCCUUCAUGCAGACUAGAACGGGCGCUUCUUAUUGGAAUGUUACAGGAUUGCGUAUCGGAUUUGAUGGCGUACGCCCAGGAUUGGCUAGCCAGACAUAUUCUAUCCCAAUGAGUGGUAUGCAGCUUUGCAAAAUCUCGGAACUGGAUCUGAUACCCAUCGAUCACUGCAAGAACUGGGACGAGACUGCCGCGUCACUUCUACGAAGAUCUUUGAAGCUUCGAAGCGUUCUCGGAGACGAUCUGCUGGGAUUCCGGGCUCAGUCAUAUACCGGAGCUGCCUGGGACCAAGAUUUCAGAUCAUAUGGAUUACAUCAUAGAUUUUCCAGUUUGCUCACCAUCCGGCAGAUCACGGGGCGAUUUAUGGUCGAUUUCUGGCAGUAUAUCGCCAACCACAGACGGUACUAUUGUACGCUCGAAGAAUUUAAAAAGAAGCCAAAGAAGGCUAAGUCGAAGCUUCCACGAGGGUUUUACCAUGCCGAAUCCGAUUCUGAUGCAGAGGAUGUCGAUGCAUAUGAACUGAAGGCUCAUUCGGACCCAUUGCAAACCGAAGAAUCUGGGGAAGAAACCACCUCCGAUAAGGAGGACCUUGUCCACCUUUCCAAAGAGGUUGCUGAAACAUUCCACAUAAAAAAGGAAGAUGUUGAGCUUCUAUACCCAGCCCUUGUACCUGGCUUUGGGCUUGGAGAAAAGAAGUGGAUGUGGCUCCGGAGUGACGAAUUACAGGAUGUUGAAUGGAAUACGAAUGCUUUUGGGUUUCUUCGGCUUGAGCAUAUGACCAAAGGCCUCAUUGAGUCUCUUGUGAAGGGUCAUGAAUCCGGGUCUGUCUCCUUCGAUGAUGUAAUAGCCGGCAAAGGACAAGGCUUGAUAUUCCUACUUCAUGGAGAACCUGGAUUAGGAAAGACACUCACAGCUGGUGAACUUAGUACUGCUGUCGAUAGGGUCGAAGAGCGGCUUAACAACAUUUUUGAGCUUACGAAGAGAUGGAACGCCGUUUCCCUCCUUGACGAAGCCGAUGUACUUUUGUGUAAGCGCAACUCGGCUGAAAUGGACAGAAAUGCUGUUGUUGCAGUUUUCCUCAGGAAGCUUGAAUAUUUUCAAGGUGUUCUCUUUUUGACGACAAACAGAAAAGAGGACUUUGACGAUGCGUUCAAGAGUCGAAUCCAUGUGACAAUAACGUAUCCUGCUUUGUCACCAGACGCUCAGUCGGCCAUCUGGCGAAAUCUGAUCAACAAGAACAAGUUGCAGACAGAUGACUCGUGGACGGAUGAGGUGUUUUCUGAAUUGGGAAACUUGGGUCUGAAUGGUCGAACCAUCAAAAACCUUCUAAGAACAGCCGUCGCGUACGGACGUGCAGAAGCGGGGAGGCUGAGUGCUCGUCAUGCCCUUGCUAUGAUCAAGACCGAGUUGUCUGAGAGUAGCGAAGAUAACCACAGCUUGACACAGACCGAGAAAGUAAGGGCAGCUCAAAGGAAAAGAGCGCUCGCGGCCCUUGAACGAAUCAUUGGGGCAGGAAUUGGAUUCAUAAAGCAGGAAUCUUGA